UUGAGAGGGGAUAAUGGAAGGUAUUCCAACCAUCUAUACUGUAGAGGAGCCUAGAAGUAAGCCUCCUACUUUUGUCGAAAGGUAUUUCAAAACUAGUGUCUUUCCAUAUCAAAGAACAAAUCCACCCAACGAUAAGUUUCUUUGUGAAGACGUUCUAGUCGCUCAACACUCCAAUCUGUUAUACGUGAUCUUUCUAGCUGACAGCCACUCCAUUGUUCAACGCAAGGAAAUAGUUACUCAAAUAAAUCCAAUCAAGUGGGAUCCUAGUACCGUGCAUGGAAAGCGCAAAAAAGGUGGUCGAGCUGUACAACCACGGACCAUUAUUUGCAGCAUCAUGACUCAAAGCGGUACAGAAUAUCUUGUUCCAGCUGGAGUGCAAGGCUCACUGGUGGAAUUCAACUGGAGACUUGCAUCUGAGCCUUCUUUAUUGCUCGACAAACGAAAGACGGAAGGCUACAUUGCAGUGAUACUGCCAAAAAGUUCAAAGAAAAGUGGCAACCAGUGAAGUGACGGGAGAGAAGCACUUGGGGGUCCA
Galdieria sulphuraria is the source of this 535-nucleotide messenger RNA. RefSeq lists its product as uncharacterized. Gene Ontology annotation, cellular component: nucleus. The coding region runs from base 14 to 505 and encodes 163 amino acids. The record is from RefSeq and is a predicted model, not a curated record. Lineage: Eukaryota; Rhodophyta; Bangiophyceae; Galdieriales; Galdieriaceae. The transcript has a single exon.